GGAAGCUUUUGAAAAUUGAAACACCCGCGUUUUGCCUGUGCUGUAUGUUGUUGUGUUUGAAGGCGCUUGUAACUACGACUCUGUGACUACCUGGCAACCCUAUCACACGUGGAGCAGCUGUCAAGGAACCGGUUUCAUUCAGCUCGAACUUCUCAAGAACAUUUAAAAAUGAGGUUUUGUAAGGGAACAUCAGAUAAGAGUGGCCUUGUGGCUGUUAUCUUUUUCUUGUUGGGAAUGGGAACUCUGCUUCCAUGGAACUUCUUCAUAACUGCAAUGAAUUAUUUCACUGACCGUUUGAAAAACGAUACAAAUUCUACACAGCCUGACACUUACAUGUUUGGUAACAAGAGUGUGCUGUUAGCCCAGCUUCCUUUGCUGCUAUUCACACUUCUCAACUCCUUUCUAUACCAGCACAUUGCAGAAAAAAUGCGGAUUGCUGGCAGCAUGGUCUUCAUAUUACUUCUCUUCAUUCUCACGGCCAUUUUAGUGAAAGUUAAAAUGGACCAGGACCACUUCUUUUCCAUUACAAUGGCGACAAUCUGGUUUAUUAACAUGUUUGGGGCUGUGCUGCAAGGUAGUCUGUUCGGUCUGGUCGGUAAGAUGCCUCCGAGAUUCAGCUCCCUGUUCAUGAGUGGGCAGGCAGUGGCAGGAAUCUUCUCUGGUAUUGCCAUGCUGUUAUCAAAUAUCUAUGAAACCGACUCAGAGAGUUCUGCCCUGGGAUAUUUCAUAACCCCCUGUGUUGCCACUCUACUUACUUUAUGCUGUUACCUCAUACUUCCGCAUCUGAGAUUUGCCCAACUUCAUUUGGAAAAUGUGUCCACUAAAACUACACUGAAAGAGCCAUCAGCAAAUAGUUCUGAGAUUGGUGAAGUGAAGUUGAAUCGUUUUGAUGACAUUGGUGAAACUGAAGCAUGUGAAAAGCUGAAUGAGCUCAAACAGGAGGAGAAGUCAACUGUGCCACAGGUUUUCAAAAAGAUUUGGGUGAUGGCUUUAUGUGUGACAUGCGUGUUUGCCGUCACACUGUCCGUUUUCCCAGCAAUUACUAUUAAUACAAAACCUUCUGGCCUAUUUGAAGGGAAAGAGAACAUCUUUAUACCAUUGUGUUCAUUCAUUGUCUUCAGUGUGAUGGACUGGGUUGGCAGAAGCCUCCCUUCUCGUCUUCAGUGGCCUUCAAUGAAGAGUCAUUUAUUCCCUCUUUUUGUGGUUUUGAGGGUAGUUUUUAUUCCUGCCCUCAUGCUCUGCAACGUUCAGCCUCGUUUCUCCCUCCCAGUCUUUUUCAAGCAUGACAUGGCUUAUAUCAUCAUCAUGUCUUUGUUUGCCAUGACCAAUGGAUAUUUUGCCUGCCUCUCCAUGAGCUAUGCUCCACAGCUGGUGAGGCCUAAAGAUGCAGAGACAGCAGGGGCUCUGAUGACCUUCUUCCUGGCUUUGGGACUCUCUUUGGGUGCCGCUCUCUCUUUUGGCCUAAAAAUGCUUCUUUAGGGAAGAUCCCACAAUCGCACAAUACUUUUGCUUUAUAGCACUUUGUAGUCAUCUCAUGAAGAAAAAAUCAGAAACAAAUUUAGCCUUAAACUUCUCUCUUAACCUUGUUUUAUUUGUGUCUGUAUUUUAACGUUUUCAUAGGGUGUUUUUAAAGGGAAGUCUUUUUAUAUUUAAAAUGUUUCAUGAUUUUGUUUUUUUCAAUUGGAAUUAUUAUUGUUAUUUUUUUUUACAUUAAAUGGUUGUUUUUAUAUUAGUUUUUUAUAUUGUAAAUUAUUUUUUAUGAUUUUUUUAUUUGGUAUUUGUAGGUGGAUCUAUUUAUCUUUUAGAUGUUUUAUGCUUUUUUGUGUGUUU
Messenger RNA from Labeo rohita (rohu), 1830 nucleotides. It is a transcript of the gene slc29a2, whose product is annotated as solute carrier family 29 member 2. The record is from RefSeq and is a predicted model, not a curated record. Gene Ontology annotation, biological process: adenine transport; uridine transmembrane transport; nucleoside transmembrane transport. Gene Ontology annotation, cellular component: basolateral plasma membrane; plasma membrane. NCBI's taxonomy places the organism in Eukaryota, Metazoa, Chordata, Actinopteri, Cypriniformes, Cyprinidae. Gene Ontology annotation, molecular function: nucleoside transmembrane transporter activity. The transcript is spliced from 14 exons. Bases 169 to 1479 code for a protein of 436 amino acids.